UACGCAGCCAUUUCUCUUCAGCUUGUUGUAAAGUCACAUGUCCGAGAAUGCAAAUACUGCAAUAGUGGCUGAUGUUGGGGUUUGUAGGCGAAUUUCUUUAUCUAAAUGAAAGACAAACUUUUUCCUUCUAAUAAGAAUUGAGAGAAACAGCCACAUAGGCAGCCUAUUUAGACGUGGUCGAGCGAUUCCAUAACCAAGACAGUGCGCAUGGUAGACGCGGUAAUGUCGUUGAAUAUCACUGUGAAAAGUGAAGACUCCGAGUCCUUUGACGAUGAAGACGAAUCAUCUUCGCUGCUUUCGGGCAAAAGAGCCACGGAGUCUGUAGCUCGUCAUGAUAUUUCUCCGGGAGAAGGCGGUCCAAUAGAAGACCAUGCAGGAUAUUCAACACAGCAUGGGCGGCUAGCAACUAAAACGACCAGCAAACCCAUCGUACUGUAUCCUGUGAGUGCUGACCGUUUCUUUUCCUCGACUUCUGCAGAUGGCAAAACCAUCUUAAAGAUAGCUCCAGCCGCAGUCAUGACCCUCCCGACUCCUCGGCCUCCUCCCCAGGUUUCCCCAGAGUUCUCCUACCAGGCCAUCGUGUACUUGAUCGAAGCAGUGGGGCGCCGCUGGAGCCUGUACGGGACGCGGGAGCGUUCGCAGCUCUUCCAGAGCGUACAGAAGGAGUUGGAGGAGCAGGGUCAUUGUCUUCCCGUUGAGAAGAUACGCCGCAAGUGGAACAACUUGAUCGUCACCUACAAGAGGGUCAAAUACAGAGGCAGGGAGACCGGCCAGGCCAGAACCUCCUGGGAGUACUUUGAGAUGAUGGAUGCCAUGCUUGGUGACACCAUCGGCGCCGAGACCACUAGCAGCCCUACCCUAGUAACCAGCAUCCCUAAGGUGAACGUCGCCACGGAAACCACCAAAACAGAGCAGAAGCCCCUCCUUCCCCAUGGCAACCUCAUCACUGCAUGCACUCGGACACUCACCCUUGUCCCCUCCUCCCUCCCACUCCACACGCCAGUUCCCUCCACCCUCCCUCUCUACACCUUUGUCAGAUCCCUCCCUCCCCCUACCCCCGUCCGCUCCUCCCUCCCUCUUCCCACCCCCUUGGACACGCCCUCUCCCAGGAUAGCCAUUAACACAGACCCUCUACAGCCAAACCCCUCCCCUGCUCCGGUCGCACAGCCCCCUGCCUCCCGUCACAUCCCCUCCAACCUCAGCCGCAUAGACCUCCGCAGAAAGAAGCGCUGUCGCUUCUCCUCCAAGGGAUCCUCCAUUACCUCCCUUCUGGCCCAGCAGCAGAAGCGAGCAGAAGAAGGCACCUCCUUGCUGCAGGAGUUCCUGAGGAGGCAGGAGGGGCAGGCCAAGGAGGAGCAGGGGCGUCGCAGCAGGAUGGAGGCCCGGGGGAGGAGGCGCGAGAGGAGGGAGGCGCGCAUGGCAGAGUCCCUGGGUAGGAUGGCCACGGCUCUGGAGCUGCUUUCCUCCAAACAGGACACAGUCAUUGCCCUGCUGCAGAGACUGGCUGAGAGAGACAGGAAGUGACAGUCAUCGCUCCGGGUUGUCACUAACUUCUAUAGCCACAAAGCCAUAAUUAUGGCUAAACCCUGCCUAUUUUUACUAUUCAUCUUCUUAAAUUUAGAUUUUUAAACCUAACAUUAACCACACUACUAACCUUAUGCCUAAUCUUAAAAUAAGUACAAAAAGCUCAUGUUUGUUUUCAUGAAUUUUGAGUUUAUGGCUAUAUAAUCUAGUGGAAACGCUGUUGCAGAGACUAGCUGAAGUGACACUGUAAUCGCCCUACUGCAGAGCCUGGCCGAGAGACGGGGGGAGGCUGACUCAGCAUGCAACCGAAGGGGUACUCUUUUUCCCUAUAUUGUGCACUCUCUAUGAGCUAAAACCCACCUUGUGUCCCAGGUCUAAAUUGGUCCCUGAUUAGAGGGGAACUGGGUUCGAAGGUUCAUAUUCAAAUUUGCAUAAUAUAAGGAUUAGGGUGCCAUUUCGGACGCGAGACUCAGAUAAUGUUAAUUGAUUGUGUUGUAGAAUUUACAAUGGAAUAACAAUUUUGAUUGAUUAAAUGGUUAAUUAAUUAA
Oncorhynchus keta (chum salmon) is the source of this 2072-nucleotide messenger RNA. RefSeq lists its product as uncharacterized. The record is from RefSeq and is a predicted model, not a curated record. Bases 208 to 1524 code for a protein of 438 amino acids. Lineage: Eukaryota; Metazoa; Chordata; Actinopteri; Salmoniformes; Salmonidae. The transcript has 4 exons.